AUGUCCGACAAGGUGACGGUCACGGCGAGGAUGGAGAUGGAGGGGAAGGGCGUGCGGGCGCUGGAGGAGUGGAUAGGACACGCCAUCGACCGCGUGCACGGGCGGGUCAACGACGAGUCCCUCCUCUACGCGGCGUCCCGGGACGGCUUCUCCAACCAGACUUUCCACGCCAAGUGCGACGGGAAGUCUCCGACCGUCGUCAUCGUGCAGCUCUAUGACGGCAGGUGA
Guillardia theta CCMP2712 is the source of this 228-nucleotide messenger RNA. RefSeq lists its product as hypothetical. The transcript is spliced from 2 exons. The record is from RefSeq and is a predicted model, not a curated record. Lineage: Eukaryota; Cryptophyceae; Pyrenomonadales; Geminigeraceae. Bases 1 to 228 code for a protein of 75 amino acids.